UGGCGAGCAGAGCGAGCGCCCAGCGAUGGAGCCCAGCAUGGACGUGUCUUCCGAAGUCUUCAUUUUACUGUCGGAAAACAGUACUGAUGAGCCAGGAUCAGGUGAUGACCGGGAUUACCAAGAGGUGUGUUUGGAGAAGAACAAUGCUGAUUUCAACCGGAUUUUCCUGCCAACCAUUUUCUCCAUCAUUUUCUUGAUGGGAAUUGUUGGCAAUGGCUUGGUUAUUAUUGUCAUGGGCUACCAGAAGAAGCUCAGGAGCAUGACUGACAAAUACAGGCUACACCUCUCCGUGGCUGACCUUCUGUUUGUCAUCACUUUGCCCUUCUGGUCUGUGGAUGCUGUCAUCAGCUGGUACUUUGGGAACGCCUUGUGCAAAGUGGUCCAUAUCAUUUACACCGUCAACCUGUAUAGCAGCGUCUUGAUCUUGGCCUUCAUAAGCUUAGACCGGUACCUGGCAAUUGUGCAUGCUACCAACAGCCAGAGACCUAGGAAGUUGUUGGCUGAGAGAAUUAUCUAUGUAGGUGUUUGGCUACCAGCUGUGCUUUUGACUGUGCCCGAUAUGAUCUUUGCAACAACUAGGGAUGGCGUUUGUCAGCGAUUUUACCCUCAUGAUGACUGGCUGAUUUCUUUCAGAUUUCAGCACAUUUUAGUUGGACUUGUCUUGCCUGGUCUUAUAAUACUGACUUGCUACUGUAUUAUCAUCUCUAAACUGUCACAGUCAAAAGGCCAUCAGAAGCGCAAAGCUUUGAAGACCACGGUCAUCCUUAUCCUCGCCUUCUUUGCUUGCUGGUUACCUUACUACAUUGGCAUCAGCAUAGAAACCUUUAUCCUGCUUGGAAUCAUCAAGAAUGGCUGUAACUUCGAGGCAGUGGUGAAUAAAUGGAUCUCUAUCACUGAAGCCCUAGCGUUUUUCCACUGUUGCCUGAAUCCCAUACUUUAUGCUUUUCUGGGUGCCAAAUUCAAGACAUCAGCCCAGAAUGCUUUGACCUCUGUUAGCAGAGGAUCAAGUCUGAAAAUCCUUUCCAAAGGCAAACGGGGACACUCUUCAGUUUCAACAGAGUCUGAAUCUUCCAGUUUCCAUUCCAGCUAACAGAGUUUUUCGCCUAUCUGUAAAGAUCUGGGACUCUUUUUUUAAAAUCCAAUUUGCAGAGUUUUGGAGGAAGAGAAACCCCUCCAAGACCAUGUACAAGUUUAUUCCCAGUUGGAAUUGUAUAUAUUUGCUUGUAGUUUUCUGUUGAAUUUAAUGGAUGUAUUUAUAAAAAUGGACAUGUUGACCAGAGAGAGUGUCUAGGCAGGACCUGUGAAUAAGUGAGUAGGUGAGAAAGUUUUACUGUUUGUCUGUGUUGGAACUGAAACACUUUUAGAGCAUAGCAUAGCUGAUAUGCCUGAGUUGUUUGUUUAUAAAUGAAGUAUUUCCAACAUACCCAUUGAAGGAAGGCUUAAUCUCUAUGGAUGUUCGGGACUCUGUCCCAGAUUGCAUAAGCUGUUUUUGGUUUACACUAGUUGAAUUUCAUUGCAUUCAGUGGAUGCAGCCCACAUCCUGCAAUGGCAGUGGCAAAAACACAUUGGAUUGAACGCAGCUGGCUUUCACCCAGUGGCACUUACAACCAAAGUCUUUUCUAUCAAUUGCCUUUUCAAUAACAAACUGGUUUGUAAACCUCUGCUGUGUGAAUUUGUAAAUAAAA
Molecule: messenger RNA, 1685 nt
Organism: Eublepharis macularius
Lineage: Eukaryota; Metazoa; Chordata; Lepidosauria; Squamata; Eublepharidae
Gene: CXCR4
Product: C-X-C motif chemokine receptor 4
Exons: 2
Coding region: 26-1090 (354 amino acids)
Biological process (GO): chemotaxis; G protein-coupled receptor signaling pathway; neurogenesis
Cellular component (GO): membrane
Molecular function (GO): chemokine receptor activity; cytokine binding
Source: RefSeq, a predicted model, not a curated record